This is a messenger RNA of Microbotryum saponariae, 1161 nucleotides long. The record is from the annotation of a GenBank genome assembly. Lineage: Eukaryota; Fungi; Basidiomycota; Microbotryomycetes; Microbotryales; Microbotryaceae.
AUGGCUGAGCCGACACCACCACCAGACACAACAUCAUCAUCCGACGCCGCGGCCUUGGCCAACCUUCAGGCUGACUACGCCGCGCUUGUCGCCAAAAUCACGCGACUGGAGGCUUCGCAAUCGGCUGCCAGCGCGCCCGCCAAACAAGAAAAACCGACCGACGGCAUGCCGUCCACCAUCGUCGUCCCGGAAGCCUACAUGCUCAAAGGCCGAGAGAACUUCGUCGAAUGGGAUGGCUUUCUCAACAUGUUCCUUCCCGACGACGUCUACAACUACCUCACCGGGGGCAGAGAUAACGUGAAAUGGACCGACGCCUACUACGCACGCGGACAAGAGUACGCAUCGCGGGUCCUCAUCGCUUCCAUCGAUCCGAUCUGCUCCUCGGACAUCAUUCCGAUUCGCCAGAUGAAAGGCACGGCACACGAGUGCUGGCUCGAACUAGCCAGUCGCUACCGCCCCAGCGACGCUCAAGCCGCCGCGACCCUCGUUGGCGAGUUCUGGAACCUUCCGCCGAUCCCCACGACCGAAUCGGGCUUCAAUCAGUGGGCUGGUCAUGUCCGCAUCAUUGUCAACUCAAUGCGAAACCUGAACAUCGAUUUCGAACAAAUCCUUACCGCACGCCUACUCCUCAACAUGCCGCAACUUUACAACAAUUGGAAAUCUACCUUCAACCAGCGUCAGGCCGCGGCCACCACGCUCCCAAAAAUCGAAGACCUCAUCUUCUCCCUUCGCCGUGAAGUGAGAUCGAUGGGCGAACACCCCAUUAACGGCGCCACACCAGCAUACAUCGUGUCUCCUCAGCACUCUCAAAACCGAUCCAAUGCGAGGUCUCAGCGACCGAACGAAGCCUCUAGCCCCUGCCCCGUAUGCGACGAAGGCAAACACUGGGCUGAUCAAUGCCCUGACACCGACCGUCGCCGCAAGUACUUCGAGCUUAAGUCGGCACUUCGAGACUUAAAACUUCAGAAGUCGACCACCUCCCCCUCAAACCACGAAAAUGUCUCAUCCUUCGUAGCCAUCCCCGCCCCGGCACCUUACGUGACGGCGCCGCCUUCGUCCCACGAACUCGACGACUUCUUCAUGUCGUUACACACCACAACUCCAAAUGCCACUCAACAGACAGACUUCCUCCUUGAUUCAGCGUCUUCGAGCAGCUGGUAG